CCUCUGCGCCUCUGAUAAGAACGCCAGCGGCGCCAGCGCCACCAUCACCGGCGCCGCCGCGAGCCCCGCGAUCAGCUGGCCCGCGGCGGCCGGCCCCAGCGGCUCGCCCCCGGCGGCGGGACGCCCCGCGGCGGACCGCUGCGGCGGUGACGUCACCUGGAAGGCGGGCGGCCGCGGGGCGUCGAACGAGCUGUAA
Molecule: messenger RNA, 196 nt
Organism: Monoraphidium neglectum
Lineage: Eukaryota; Viridiplantae; Chlorophyta; Chlorophyceae; Sphaeropleales; Selenastraceae
Exons: 1
Source: RefSeq, a predicted model, not a curated record